Dufourea novaeangliae is the source of this 815-nucleotide messenger RNA. RefSeq names its product estradiol 17-beta-dehydrogenase 11-like. Lineage: Eukaryota; Metazoa; Arthropoda; Insecta; Hymenoptera; Halictidae. The transcript has 6 exons. Bases 72 to 815 code for a protein of 247 amino acids. The record is from RefSeq and is a predicted model, not a curated record. Gene Ontology annotation, cellular component: lipid droplet. Gene Ontology annotation, molecular function: oxidoreductase activity, acting on the CH-OH group of donors, NAD or NADP as acceptor.
CUGGUGAGUCCGGAUUGAUCUCACCGCCGAUUAUGAAAGUAUGAACAUUUCUAUGAGUACCAGUUGCAGGCAUGGAGAGUACAGUUAGAGCGAUAAGAGAGAAUGGAGGAAAAUGUUGUUGUUACUAUUGUGACAUUACAAACAAAGAAGAAGUGUACAAAGCAGCAAAGACGGUGGAAAUCGAAGUAGGCUCUGUCACUCUACUGAUAAACAAUGCCGGCUACGUGUACGGUAAAACAUUAAUGGACUUGCCUGAUGAUGAAAUUGAACGCACUUACAGAGUUAACAUACUGUCACAUUAUUGGACUACUAAGGCUUUCAUGAAGGAGAUGAUGAAGAAUAAUCAUGGUCACAUUGUAACUGUGGCCAGUGUAGCAGGACUUCUUGGAACUUACAAGUGUACCGAUUACUCAGCUACCAAAUUCGCGGCUAUUGGGUACCACGAGAGCCUCUUCAGUGAGCUUAGAGCUGAUGGGUACAAUGGGAUUCAUACAACCUUAGUAUGUCCUGCUUAUAUCAACACUGAUAUGUUUGUAGGAGUAACACCCAGAAUACCAAUGUUAGAACCCGAACACGUAGCUGAGGAGGUUGUAUCAGGAAUUUUAGUGAAUCAAGCAGUUAUUGUACUGCCGAAGACGACUAGGUUCCUGUUGCCACUUAAAUACUUAUUACCUGCAAAAUCCUGUUGGGCCUUGAUGUAUAACAUUUUACGCGGACCUCAAUCUAUGAUGACAAUGAAAGAAAAAGAGGAGAAACAAAUACUGAAAAACAACAACAACUUCGGAAUAAUUUCUAACAGUGCAUAUGCCCAGUAA